Molecule: messenger RNA, 2316 nt
Organism: Micromonas commoda
Lineage: Eukaryota; Viridiplantae; Chlorophyta; Mamiellophyceae; Mamiellales; Mamiellaceae
Exons: 1
Coding region: 1-2316 (771 amino acids)
Biological process (GO): RNA methylation
Molecular function (GO): methyltransferase activity
Source: RefSeq, a predicted model, not a curated record
AUGGCGGCCUCCGCGCCGGUCCUCGCGACCGCGGCGACGGCGGCGCGGGUACCACGUCCGCGUCCUCGUCGUCGCGUCUCGCGUCGUCGAGAUCCGCGUCCCGUCCGCGCGACGGAGCCGAACCAGGCGGACGUGGAGGCAUCAUCAUCGCGACGAGAGAUCGAGAGGCCACAGCUGGAACCGAAACUCGCAGAGGCGCGCGAAGUCGCGACGCGGCGGUCCUUCUCGCACGCGGACGAUUCCCCCGCGCUCGCCGCAAAGGUCGGACCCCCCGCGGAACCCGUGCGAUGGCCCCUGGUUCACGCGAGAUCCGUCGAGGCGCUCGCGCGCGUCCUCGCCAACCCCGGAACAGACGCGCAGAAGGUGAUGCGGCAGGCGCUCCGCGCGCAGUACCGCCCGCGGGGAUCGCUCGUCUACGACGAGAACGACCCGGCGCGAUGGCCCGGGAGCGACGCGCCCACGAACGCCGAGCGCGGCGCCAUCGCCGACGCCGUCCUCGCGUCCGAGGUGAACCGCCUCCGUCUCGCGUAUCUCGCCCAUCUCGCCGCCAUGGAUCCCGACAACAUCACCGUCCCAAAAUUUGGCAGAGCGGCGCUGUGGGCGGUGCUCUGCGACCAGGAGAUCGCGGACGCGUGCGAGGACGACCUUCCCCCCGACGAGCUCUCGUACCUCGACGCCGCGGACGCCAUGAUCGCCGCGCACUGGGCCGGGCUGGACGACGACACAGCUGGCGAAUAUGACGACACAGCUGGCGACACAGCUGUGCUUCGGGACACGUGCUUCGACGCGGCGAAACUGCGGGCUAUUCGCGCCGUCGUCGCCGACGCGGAUUCGAUGCAGUGGCCCGCGGAUCCCGCGACGGCACUCGCCGCCCGACGCUCCGUCCCGACGUGGCUCGCCGCCAAGCUCAUCGACCAGCACGGCGCGGACGUCGCCGAUCGCGUCGCCGCGUCGCUGCUUCGCAAGGCGCCGAUGUUCGGCCGACUGAACCGCGCGAAGCAGUCGGAUGUUCAGUCGUUGCUAGGGAGGCUGCGGAACGAAGGGGUGGAGAGCGUCGACAUGACGCAGUGGCAGUUGAACCUCGGGGCGGAGGCGGAGGAGCGCGGGGAGCCGAGGGCGUCGGUCAUCACGACGCCGGCGGCGGGCGCACCCGACGCGAUCGUGUUUCCCAAGAACCGAUCGCCGUUUCGGUUAGACAGCUGGCGCGAGGGGUGGUUCGAGAUUCAGGACGCGGGGUCCCAGGCGGUGGCGCGCGCCGCCGUCGAUGCGGUGGGCGAAUCGAGCGUCUCGUCGAGACUAGACGAGACAGAGACGGAGACGGAGACGCGCCGCCAGAGGGGCCGCCGCGUGCGGGUGCUCGACAUGUGCGCCGGUAACGGCGGCAAGACGCUGGCGAUGGCGUCUGAGCUGUCGCGCCGCGUGGACGUCGGAACCAUCGACGGGUACGUUAUAGACGCGUUCGACGUCGACGCCAGACGUCUGAGACACCUCGAGAGCAACGCCGAGCGCGCCGGCGUUGCGGGGAACGUGCGCGUCGUCUCGUUGGAGAAGAUGCGCGACGCCGCGCGGGUGGGUAACGGCGAGAGAUGCGUGGACGGGCGCGUAGAUGUAGCCGACCCGAGGUACGAUCUGGUGCUCUGCGACGCGCCGUGCUCAUCCACGGGCGCGAUGCGAAGGACGCCGUCCAUGCGCUGGCUCAUCGCCGGCGACGUGGCGGAGUGGAAGGAGGGCGCGCAGGGAGACGACGGUGAUGACAACGCGGAUAGCGACCGACGCGACCCCCUUCGGUACUCGACGGCGUGGGGCGACGGCGACGGCGACGGCGUCUUUGCCGAGGUGGACGUCGACGCGUUGGGCGACACAGCCGGCGAAAACGGUCGUAACGGCUCGUCUCCGGUCACGGACGGCAGCAGGGGUACCCGCGAUGACCUGUCCCUUCCCGAAGUUCAGCGGCGGAUCCUCGCCAAGGCUGCGGGGCUUUGCCGUCCGAACGGCGGCGCGCUCGUGUACGCGACGUGUUCGCUUCUGAGGGAAGAGAACGAGUGCGUGCGCGCUUGGUUCGACACGAGAUUCGGGGAUGACUUCGUCCCGGUGCCUUUCGAGGCGCACUGGCCGUUGGCGCCUGACGACGUCACGGGGGACGUGGACGAGGGCGACGUGGCGCGGGAUGACGUCGACGAGGACGGAAACGCGAUGGACGACGGUACGGUCGCGCCGUCGCACGGUUUCGCGCUGCGACCUGACCUUCACGGUUGCGACGGUUUCUACGUCGCUCGGUGGAUUCGAAAGCCCGAGCCCGGGUGGGAGCCCGGGUGA